Messenger RNA from Pogonomyrmex barbatus (red harvester ant), 3382 nucleotides. RefSeq names its product cytosolic carboxypeptidase-like protein 5. The record is from RefSeq and is a predicted model, not a curated record. Gene Ontology annotation, biological process: protein deglutamylation; proteolysis. Gene Ontology annotation, molecular function: zinc ion binding; metallocarboxypeptidase activity. NCBI's taxonomy places the organism in Eukaryota, Metazoa, Arthropoda, Insecta, Hymenoptera, Formicidae.
UCUGUCCCGCGUCCUCCGACCCCGCGUGAGACCUAAUUCUCUGACGCAUCAUGGCGAACACAACUGAAAACAUUAUCUGCGGUGGUUUUGUGUUUUUCAACGACUUUGACUCGGCUAACCUGGCCAAGGUGGAAGCGGUGAGAACACCGGAGACUUCUGAGAAAGCUGUUUAUGAGAUUGAGGGCAAAUCGACCAGCAAUUCAAAUUCCAAAGAUGGAUUGGAUUAUGAGUUCAACCUAUGGACCAAGCAUGAUUGUCAUGGUACACAAUUCCAAAAUAAUAACAGAACUUGGUAUUUUGGCGUCAGGUCUGGUCAUUCAAGUGUUUCGGUCAGGUUCAAUAUAGUUAAUUUAAACAAACAAGUGAAGAUGUUCAGCCAAGGGAUGUGUCCAGUUUUUAAGAUUGUACCAGGACAUUUGCACUGGGAACGGAUUCGUGAAAGACCCACAUAUACUCUCGAUCAGAAAGGGAACGACUUUACUUUAUCGUUCCUCUAUUACACUCCAGAAAAUUCGAAAGCUAUCACUUAUUUUGCCUUUACCUAUCCAUUUUCAUAUACAGACCUACAAAAUUAUUUGAAAAGAAUUGAUAUGAGAAUGGAAAAAAGGAGUGUAGUGUGUAUGGAUGAUAUCUAUUAUCAUAGAGAAUGUGCAAUAAAAUCAAUAGAGGAUCGUAGAUUGGAUAUAUUGACAAUAAGCUCCUAUCAUAACAUAUCGAUGGAGAGAGAAGAUAGACUGAAUAAUAUGUUUCCUGAGAUGAAUGAAGAAAGACCUUACAAAUUUCGAGAUAAGAAGGUAAUUUUUAUUAGUGCUAGAGUCCAUCCAGGUGAAACACCAUCUAGUUUUGUUCUGAAUGGUUUUCUGAACUUUUUAUUGAAUCGAGAAGAUCAAAUUGCUAUAAAUUUACGUCGCCUAUAUGUGUUCAAAUUGAUACCGAUGCUCAAUCCAGAUGGAGUUGCCAGAGGUCAUUAUCGAAUGGACACUAAAGGAGUGAAUUUGAAUAGAGUUUAUUUAAAUCCUUCUGAAGUAGAUCAUCCUACGAUAUACGCUGCAAGGAACUUAAUAAAAUAUUAUCAUAAUUCUUAUCAGCUAUCGAAUGAACUAACUGACGACUUAUCGAAUAUAAAUUUAGAAAUUGUGGACAGCAACAUAAGCAUUAUAAAUUCGACCGCUUCGAUAGCAAACGCUGUACGUGACACAACUACAAGACUGUUGCAACAAGUAACAUUUAUGUCAUUAGAUGAGAAGAACAUCUAUGCUCUGAAUACUGAUAAAAAACAUUUAUUAACAUUAGAGCAUUUGAACAGCGCAACUAUUGAUGAAAGUGAGGAGCUUUCUAAAGAAAGUGAUAGAAGUGAUAACGCCACAAAAGUAAGAACAAGUGACAAAUCAAUUUGUACAGCCAUAGACGAAACAUCAAAAUCCUCAGAUGAUAUAACGUCUGGGUUGUAUUUGUAUAUUGAUCUACACGGCCAUGCUUCAAAAAAAGGCGUUUUCAUGUAUGGAAAUCAUUUUACGGAUCCAGAAGAUACUAUCGCAUGUAUGUUGCUACCCAAGUUGAUGUCUAUCAAUAAUCCACACUUUCAUUUCACAUCGUGCAAUUUCGCAGAACGAAACAUGUACAUUAUAGAUAAACGGGAUGGUAUGUCCAGAGAAGGCUCAGGACGUGUGGCAGUAUACAAAAUGACUGGUUUAACACGCAGUUAUACUUUGGAAUGCAAUUACAACUCUGGUCGUUUAGUGAAUAUUAUGCCCGCUAGAAUUCGCGAUGGGAUAAAUAAAACCAUGAAUCACAUGUUUGUUCCUCCAAAAUAUACGCCGGCAGUAUUUGAAGCAGUUGGAGCAGCAUUAGGUCCUUCCAUUCUCGAUCUCACUGGGAACAAUCCCAACAGUCGAUUGCCAAAUAGCCAAUACCGUUCUCUAAGAGGAGUAAAAUCUCAUUUGAAACUAACGUAUGUGAGCAAUCUCUCAGCCUCGCCCAGCAAAUCAGUACGUAAGGAUAACGAAGGUGCCGCCGCGCGGAACAGCUGCAUCCUGAAGGAAUUAGAAACGAGAUUAAGUGACGUGGUGACAGGUGCAAGGAACGCGAUAAGGAAUGAGGGCAGCUUGGUGAAGAAGUGCAUCCUUCGUCGCGGUGCUUCUCUUUACACGGCAGUAAAAAGAAUCAAGAGCAGUAAGAAGCCCCGGCAAACGCUUGCGCGUCGCGCGUUGAAGAGCCACUGCGCCGGCAACGUGGAGAACAGCGCGAUAAUCUGCGCGAUUAAAUCCGAGGUAGAGACAAAGCCGUUCCUAAAGGUGGUCGAUCACUAUCGAUCGAACAGGUCUUACGCGGGAUCAGCGAUCGGCGAUGUCCUCGAGCCGUGUUUAAGCGCGUGCACGAACAAGAAGCUGACGGCGACCAGCAGUUCGACAAAGACACGCGUUUCUUCCGAGGAAACAGCAGCGGUAAGACACGGCGCGAAGAGACUAAAAAUUCUCUCGACGAGGACAUUCAAGCCCCUUCCCGAGGUCGGAGAGCAUUCCUGCGCCGCAGAAAAGAGCGGUGCGAAAGCUUCCUCGAGAAUAUUGCGAGUUUACGAUAAACAGGGUAUUAAAGGAGCUCAUGAUAGGACCAGGAUUCUUGCGCAUAUAAAACCAAGCGUAUCUCCGAAACUGAAAGAAUUAAAGACUGUUGUUAAGGAGAGUUCUGUACUAGACAGCACGAGGCAGAAUCCUAAAUGAGCUCAGAUUAGAAAUUACUAAAUCGAGAAACACAGAAAAUCGAUAUUGCUACUGAUUUAUUGCUACUCUCUUUUCGGAAAGAUUUUUUUUGCAUAUUGUAGCAUACAUAGGAUGGCCAGUAAGCCGUGAUAUAAUAAGUAAUAUAAUAACGUAUGACAAAUUUUGUACGUCUUGCAAUAUGUGAGAUAUUAAAUCCUUUUCCUUGUAUUGUACUCGAUGCAACAUGAUGUGAUAUAUUGUGUGUAUUGUAUCGUAUACAUUGUUACUGAUUUUUCACCAAGUUACAUUGCUCUUCAAUCGAGAAGGCAAAAUUUAAGUCAUAAAAAAUGUAUAUAAUUACGUUAUUAUAUAUUGUUAUAUGUUAGAUUCAUAUACAAAAUACUGUUCAAUUCUCGAUUAAUAGUCAUAUUUAUUAUUUAUAUAAAAUCCGAUAUUAAUCUUUGCAAUUAACGCGAUUAUCUUUGAUAGUUGAUUUCAAUAAGAUAUAUUUCUAGCUAAAGUUAUUAUAUUUUUAUUUUAAUGGAAAUAUAUUUUCUUUUAGAUUUAUGUUCUUCUAAAUGACAGUUUCAAAGAUAAUUGCCUAAAGAAAUAUGUAAAUGUUCUAUAUCCGUAAGAUUAGUUUUCUGUGUCAUAUGAAUAUAAAUAAUAAUUUUUUUGUUUUU